UGAAUUAAAAUGCCAAGAAAUUUACAAUAUAGCUUUAGCGGAAUUAAAACUUAUGAUUCCAGAGCUAGAAGAAGCUACAAAUAAAGUAUAUGCUCUUAGUAAAAAGGAUCUCUCGGAAAUUAAAUGCCUCUCCGUACCACCAGAAGGUGUGAAAUUAGUUUUAGGAGCCAUUAUGACAUUAAAACAAGCUGAUCCUAGUUGGGCAGAAGCUAAAAGACAACUAAAUGAUCCUAAUUUUUUACAGCAGUUAAAAGAUUUCGACAAAAAUCACGUAACCGAUAAUGUCAUUAAAAAAAUCGAUGUAUUUAUAAAAAAUCCAGAAUUUGAACUAGAAAAAAUCGGUCUUCAGUCAACAGCUGCUAAGUCUUUAGGCAUGUGGGUUGUUGCUAUUGAAAAAUAUGUUAAAAUGUACAACAAAACUAUAACACCUAAAAGAGUAGCUGCAGAUUUAGCAAUGGCAAAAGUUAAAGAAGAACAAACUUCCCUUAAAGAUUUAGAAGAAAAUUUGACAAAAAAACAAAGUCUACUUGAACAACAAAAACUGGAUUACGAUGAAAAUAUUAUUAAAAAAGAACAACUUAUUACUAAAGCUGAAGAAUUAAAAAACAAUUUGGAAAAAGCUACAAAACUAAUUGAUGGAUUGUCCAAAGAAAGAAUGAAGUGGAAUAAAACAUUAAAUCAAAUCGUCAAGGAAUUUGAUUAUUUACCAGGAGAUUGUAUUCUAAGUACUGCAUUCAUAUCAUACAUGGGACCGUUUAGGUUUAAGUCUCGAGAAAUAAUUAUGAAUUCAUGGUUAAAUCUUAUUAAAGAACAUGGAACUCUUAACAACCCUAACUUUGAAGUUACUUUAUUUCUAACAAAUCCGACAACAAUCAGAAACUGGAACAACCAUGGAUUAUCCAAUGAUAGAUUUAGUUUGGAAAAUGGUAUUAUCAUUAGCCAAAGUUAUCGAUAUCCAUGCAUAAUAGAUCCACAAAGUCAAGCAUGGAGAUGGAUCAAAAAUAUUGAAUUGAAUAAUGGAUUAAAAAUUAUUGAUUAUAGAUCAACAAAUAAUAUGCAAAAUUUAGAAAUUGCAUUACAAAAUGGGUACCCAACUUUGGUACAAAUUGAUUUUGAAAAUAUUGAUCCACUUAUAAUCUCUAUAUUAUCUAGAUCUAUUUUAAAACAAAGAAAUAAACUUUUUAUACGAAUAGGUAAUAAGCUAUUAGCCUACAAUGAACGUUUUAGACUUUUCAUUACAACAAAAAUAAAAAAUUAUUAUCAUUUAUCUGAAGUAAUAACACGCACAACAGUAAUUGAUUUUGCUACUACUGAAGAAGGUCUCGAAGAACAAUUACUAAAAAUGUUAGUUAAUGUUGAAAACCCUGGUUUGGAAGAGUUCAGAGAUAAUACGAUCAUCAAUAUCGAAAAAGAUAAAAAAUCUCUAGUUGACGUACAAGAUGAAUUGCUUAAGUUAUUGGAUAACAAUGAAAGCUCGUUAUUAGAAAACGAACAACUUCUCUUAACAUUAAAAUCUUCGAAAGCAACAUUUAACAUAAUUAAAGAACGUCUUCAAAGCUCUUUAACUAGUCAAGCAGAAAUCUUCAUAGUUCGAGAAGGCUAUAGACCGUGUGCCAAACGUGCUGCCAUUUUGUAUUUUAUUAUCAAUGACCUGGAUAGAGUGAAUCCAAUGUAUCAGUUUUCGUUGGAUUUUUAUACUGAGUUGUUUAAAAAUUCAAUUAAAAAGAGCAAUGCAGCAGAACAGCUCAACGAAAGGAUUGACAAUUUAAAUGAAUAUCACACAUAUGCAGUUUAUGAAUACGUCUGUCGAGGGUUGUUCGAACGCCAUAAAUUACUUUUCUUGUUUCAAAUAUGUACUAAAAUAUUGGUCAUAGAAAAUAAAAUAAAUAAAGAUGAGUUAACAUUUUUAUUUAACGGUGGAAUUAAACAAAAUGAAAAAGAAAUAAAACAACUUAUUACCACAAAGUGUCCGGACUGGUUACCUGCAACAUGUUGGGAUAACAUUUUAGCGUUAUGUAAUUUGCCUAGUUUUUAUGAUGUAGAAAAAUCAUUUGAAAAAUACUCAACUGAAUGGUAUAAGUGGUACUUAUCCCCAGAGCCAGAAAAUUUAAAACUAGUUGGUCCAUGGGAAAAUAAAUGUAAUUUAUUUCAGCGCAUGCUAUUUAUAAGAAGUUUGCGAUUAGAUCGACUAUCAUUUUCUAUCAAACAUUUUAUAUCAAGAAAUCUUGGACGUCAAUUUUCCGAGACUCCGGUCGUAGAUUUAAAACAUACUUUAAAUAAUCUUAAUAACACAAAUUGUUUGAUUUUUAUUUUGUCCUCUGGUUCUGAUCCAACAAAUAUAUUAACAUACAUGAAUAGAAAUUUCAAUAAAAAAGGACAAUUUCAAUCUCUAUCCUUAGGCAAUGGUCAAGAAUUAAUCGCCACCGACUUAAUAAAAAUCGGACAAAAAGAAGGUCAUUGGAUAUUUCUUGAGAACUGUCACCUCCUAUUAUCAUGGAUGCCGCAGUUAGAAAAAAUAAUUGAAAAUAUGCAAGACGGUAAAGCUCAUCCGGACUUCAAGUUAUGGUUAAGCUCUAAACCACAUUCCAAAUUUCCAAUAAAUUUACUACAAACCGCUAUAAAAAUAUCGAUUGAACAACCAAAGAACAUAAAAUCCAGUUUAUUGUAUUUAUAUCAAAAUAUAAACGAAGAGCAAUAUUCUCAAAAUCCCACAUCAAUCAAAUACAAAAAAAUACUAUUUAACUUGUGUUUUUUUCAUUCUAUACUAACCGUUAGAAAAAAAUUUUUAAGCCUGGGAUGGAAUAAAAUAUAUGACUUUAGUGAUUUUGAUUUCGAGGUAUCAGAAAACAUUUUAUUCAAUUGUCUCAACGAGUACGAAGAAACGCCCUGGACUGCAUUAAAAUAUUUACUAGGAAAUGUUAUUUAUGGUGGAAACAUAACUGAUAUUUGGGAUAAAAGACUUUUGGACACAUAUAUAAACCAGUUUUUCAAUGAAAAUUCUAUUACAACUCAUUUUUACAAGUCAUCGUCACUGAUCAAUUGUAUUGUCCCAGAAAAUGGUACUUUACAAUUCUUCAAAGAAUUCAUAAAAACAUUACCUUGUGAAGAUAUAGCUGAGACAUUUGGGCAGCAUUCGAACAGCGAUAUGAUUUAUUUAACAAGAGAUAACUAUUUAUUAUGUGAAACACUAACAUCUUUACAAGAACAAUUUAUUGGUUCAUCAGUCGAUAACGAUAAAGAAAAAAAAGUGCUAUUUCAAAUAUCUCAAAUACUUCAAAAUAUUCCUUCAUUAAUUAAUUACGAAAUUAUUGCUGAAAACAUUAACAUAAAAAGAAGUAUAUCGAAUGCUGUAAUUUUUCAAGAGGCAAUGUGUUAUAAUAAUUUACUUAAGAAUAUGGAAAUAACAUUGAUGACAUUAGAAAAAGGAAUCACAAGCCUAAUGAUUAUACCUCCAGAUAUUGAAAAUAUGUUUGAAAAAUUAUACGAAGGCAAAGUACCAGAUCAAUGGCUAAAAACUUAUCCGUCUUUAAUGAAUUUGGGUGCGUGGAUGCAAAAUUUAAUUGAACGAGUAAAAUAUUUUACAACUUUGAUAAACACAAGUCAACAACCUGUAUCAAUUUGGUUAGGAGCUUUCACUUCUCCUGCUAGUUUCUUAACUUGUAUACUCUUGAAUGAAUCAAAAGAAUCUUCAGUGCAAAUAGAUUUACUGAGUUGGGAAUUUAUACCUAUGCAAACAUCAGUGAAUGACUUAAUAAAACCACCAGACAAAGGAGUAUAUAUACAUAACCUAUAUUUGGAAGGUGCUGGUUGGGAUAACGAAAAUUCGUGCUUACGUGAACCCUUGCCAUUAGAAUUGAUAACUAAACUACCCAUCAUACAUUUUUUACCCGUUGAAGGCAAAAGGAGUCUUCUAGAUUUUUACCAAAGUCCAGUAUAUUAUUGUCCUAAACGAAGUGGAACUCAUGAAACCUAUUCGUGUGCAGUUAUAUUAAACUUAAAAAGCGGGUCACAGCAUCCAGAUCAUUGGAUUAGACGAUCUACAGCAGUAUUAUUAAAUUUGGGAAAUUAA
Rhopalosiphum maidis (corn leaf aphid) is the source of this 4069-nucleotide messenger RNA. Its product is annotated as dynein heavy chain 2, axonemal-like. The record is from RefSeq and is a predicted model, not a curated record. NCBI's taxonomy places the organism in Eukaryota, Metazoa, Arthropoda, Insecta, Hemiptera, Aphididae. The transcript is spliced from 18 exons. Gene Ontology annotation, cellular component: dynein complex. Gene Ontology annotation, biological process: microtubule-based movement. Bases 53 to 4069 code for a protein of 1338 amino acids. Gene Ontology annotation, molecular function: dynein intermediate chain binding; minus-end-directed microtubule motor activity; dynein light intermediate chain binding.